AGCUUUUUUUCUUUGCAAUUUCGCUAGUUCGGGGCAAAAUAAAAAAAAGAUCACAACUCGUAGUUUUUACAGUUGUGCUCCUGUGACGCACGUUCUCCUGGCUGCAAAGCUGCUUUCGAUGAAGGAAGAAUUGUCAUUUUCUGAAGUAAGAAGCGGCUGCACAGAUCACGUCAUGGCGCCAUCAAAAAUGCCAGUGAAGAUCAUGAAGAGUUUAUCUGCAGGCCAGCCUGGUGGCUCGUCGUCGUCCUGGGCGUUGAGGUGGACAUUUUACAGCCUGGCCACCAUUUCCACCGGAGGACCUGUCGUCGCAUUAGGCUCCUCCGCCCCGACGUCUCAAGCGCAAUCUUAUCCGCCCCCGAGACGCACCCUCACAGGAGGAGCUGGCGGCGCUGUGCGAAAACCGCCACCGCCGGGUCGUGACAACAAGCUACAAGCUACAGCUCCAAGUAGACCUACAAGCGCCGUGACAACAACCUACAAUCUACCACAGGAGCAAGUUGUGCUUGAUCUGACCACUACCCCCACACCCAGCACCUUUUCAUCAACGAGCCAAACGAAAAUCGUUCUCCAGAACGACCACGGCCACAACCACUCCCGUGCCCUCCAGACCGACAACAGUGCGCGGGGCAGCAUCAGUGCCAUUUCCGCGCGGUCCUGGGCGAUCCGAAACGAUGAAGUGAUGGAGUACGGCUGGCGGAUCGCGGAGCUGAACUUUUACGAAGACGCCGCCUGCAGCAAGAAACUGGAGCCCGUUCGCAACGUGCAGGGACCCACGGACGUGGACUACGCGACCGCGAUUUCGUCUUCCAUGCGAGUCGUCCCGCCAAACUGCAUAUGCGUUUUUGCAUCCCAAGUAUCGUAGUGCUGCUGGUUUUCGCAUUUUUACAAAUUUUCCCAAGAAAGCGAAGGUCAAAGACACAGUUUGAGUUUGUAAUGGUGAUGCAGGUAAGAACAAUGGAAUGUUGAGAAUUAGUACGACUGCGAUACUUCUUACUUUUGCAAGGGAUACUGCCCCGGCUGGAGCCCGAAUGUGGAGAACAAAGCGUACGAUGUAUUCUGUUCAAAAACAUCCCCAGUCCAGAGCUGUCAUGCAGGUUUGUAAUCACAGGAAUGCUUGUAAUGCGCAUCCCCAUCGAGAGGCGCUUUCCAUAGUAUUUUGGCAUUUGUCAUUCUGGAAACAGGAUCAGGAGAUGGAUUUGUCAUGCGGAUGCACUUGCUAACCUGCACUACCAUACAGAGAGAAACUUGUCAUGCUUGACUCCCGGGGGGGACGGCGUCUUCGGGUUGAUCAAUAUGAUCACCCACGCCCCCCUUGCACAGCAUUGUGAAUCUAAUUGUAAUUUGCUUGCUGUUGCUUUGUAUGAUUUGUAUGACUCCUCAUUAAAAAGCUUUUGUAUUAUUUCGUUUCGUAAUUGGCUGCAAAAGAAAAAGAUCGUAUGGCUUCGUAUCGUCAAAGGAAAGGAGAAAAAGCUCGCAUUACUUCGUAUCGUAUUGCCUCCGAAGGAGCUUGAUCGCAAAUUCGUACGCUCCUCAUGCUGAAAGGUCCGAUCUUCCCUGCUGCUCCCUCCCGCGUUCCCACGUAGAUAUAGGUCUCUACCCUUUUACUUCCUCCUUGUCGUCUCGCUUACUUCUGGAAUCCUUGUAGCGCUAGGUAGCGGAUCCCGCAUGGCUUGCAGGGGCAGUUGUUUCUUUUUUUUCCGUCUUGCCAGCGGGCUGAUCGGGGUGGGCAGAUAGAUGCUAACUAUAGUAUACAUGGUCGCCAUUUGCAUUUACUUUACGUUUACGGCCAUACCUUCACAGCUUGCCGGUGCUAAUUACAUAGUUUUCUCUCUCGAGGCCUUCUCUCCUCGUUCCUCAUUUUCUCCUUUCCCUUAACUUUUCGCUGGUCUAUCAAUUAUCCGGCCUUCACCCCGGGUCCCAGCUGUUCGCGUUUUUCCUCCCGGCUGCUGUGCUCCUGUGUACCAAUGUUAUUUAUCGUUUGGGCCUUCGCUCCCGCUUUUCUAGCUAUUUUACUGUACUUACUACAUCCGUGUUUAAGCUCCUGUCUACCUACACACACUUUUCAACCCUUCGGGGGGGAGGCCUUCAUCCCUCCUUACAUAUCUUCUUGUUUCUUUCUUCUUGUUUCCGUCGGUCGCGCAUGUGCGAUGUUACCUGCUCGGAGUCUUUUGUUUUCCAUGCGACUCCGCAGCCUCCUUGCACAGGUUUGUCAUGAUUGUCUCUUCAAGUCUGAUGACUUGAUUUGGUGCACGCACAUUCGAGAUCGGUGGGGCGAGGGAGGGACUCAAGCCAAAAAAAAAAAUUCACCUGAUACACAAUGUCCCGCCCGUAGUAGCACAGUCUGUUUAUGUCAUGCUUGACUCCCAAAACUUCUGGACUUGUGUUGCAGACUUCCCAACUUGAUCAGGGGUGGGGACGUUUUUACACAGGAUGCGACGGCAUGCAAAACACGUUUUGGCAGUCGCGGUGCUGCCCCUGCCGGCGGUGGGAGGCGUACCUGGGCGCGGAUUUCGGGAAGCCGGUGGUGCUGCGCUGCAUCGUGAUCAACCAGUCGUCCAACCGCGAGUACGCCGCCCGGGCCAUCGCGGUUUCGAAAGAGCAAAGCAUCCCGGACCCGAUCACGGGCACCUUGUGGACGGUGGUCACCUCCUUCAACGACGUGCCCCCGGGGCACUACAUGGGGUUCACGGGGAUCGAGGCCGGGCAGGUGUAUGGAAGCGUCAGGUUUGAAAUCGACAAAGUUGAAAUGAUUUGUCAUGCAUAAAAUGCAAGGCAUGAAGUGCCUGUCUUGCUGGCAUGGCAAGUGAGGCAGAUUGUGAGCCUAUUUAGGGUUUGCGAUAGAGCUGCUAAAGGAGCAUGACAAAAGCUGUCUUCAUCUGUGCCCAAACAGCAUGACAAAUUGGAUUCCGGUGCUCCUAAAAUUGAUAUUUACAUUGCUUGACUUCCGGGUUCUGGUAACGCAUACCCCCGGCGACAGGUGACCUUGACAGGUGACCUUGACAGGUGGUCGUGACAGGUAGGCGCGACAGGUGGCCGCGACAGGUGGCCGCGACUGACAGGUGAGCGCGACAGGUGAACGCCCUUCCCCCACUAGCGUUUUGCGCACUAAGCCACUAUGCGCGCGCCUGGUGUGAGGCGAGGGGCGGACGCUGUCCGCCCCGAUGCCGAACACCCCUCCCCCACUAGUGCUUCGCGCACUAAGCCACUAUGCGCGCGCCUGGUGUGAGGCGAGGGGCGGACGCUGUCCGCCCCGAUGCCGAACACCCUUCCCCCACUAGCGCCACUAGGGAUGGGCACAAGGCCCCAGUGUGGGGACCCUGUCCCCACGCGUGGACCUUGUUUGUCAUGCACCGCUUGGAAGUUGGGCUUCCAACUGGUAUCGAUUGUAUGCAUGACAAACUAUUUCAACUUUGACGAUUUCAAACCUGGCACAUCCAUAAGGUGACCCUGGACUUCAUCCGCACGCCGGGGAAGCACUGCUACGGCGAGGUGUACGGGCCCGUGUUCCAAAACGUGCCCGACGCGAUAUGCAAUGCAAAAGCAUCGUACUAGUAUAAAUUGCAUUACAAAAAGAAAAACAAAUUAGCCCAGCAUUACAAAUCGAAUUUGUAACGCUGUUUCACCUUGAAAAAGGGAUUUCGAUUUGUAAUGCAUAAACGCAAUUACUACGAGUACGAUACUUUUGCACAGGAUACGCGAUCUCCGCCUGCAAUGUGGACUCCAGUUGCCAGGGCGUCUACGAUCGCAGCUGCGACCGGCUGCCGGUCCUUGUCACGCUGGAAAAGCCCAAGGACUACGAAUAUUUGAAAACGUCCCUGGUGUUGAAACAGCAAGAGCCGGAGAUGGGGGAGCACGACCCGAGCCGGAAGAACGUGUACUACCAGCCGGAGUUCCGGUGGGAGCUGGCCCAAAACCACAUCGUGAGCGAGAUGCAGUCCGCGCCCAAGGGGGCGCGGCUGGACCGGCUGGUCGUGUCCUCGUCGACCGGUGCUAUCACCACCCAGGAAAUCGAGAACGUGCUCCCCGCCACGCUGCCGGCCUACCCCGCGACGCUGCAGUUCAGCAUGCGGCCGCUGUACAGCAGCAUCCGGUUGUGCCGGCGGGACCGCCCGCUCGGGGAGACGACCGAGGGUAGCUGCGUGUUUGUGAAAACGGGCGCGCUGACCGAUUUCGUGCAGCUGGGGAAUUACCAGGUGCACCUCCCCGACGCGCGCGAGAUGGCCGCCGCCGCGGACAUGUACGCAUUGCAAAAGAAUCGCGCUUCUAGGAGAAAUCGCUUGACAAAUUCCCUCAGCUUGAAAAACGGAAUUUCAAUUUGUAGUGCUUUUUAGGUUAGGAAGUCGAUUUGUCAUGCAUAAAAGCAAUUUAGUACGAAUGCGAUACUUUUGCGAUGCAUAACAUGAACCCCGACACGAUUUUGGUUUACCGCGGGCGCGAAGACGACCCGGCGGUGUGUGCGGAGCGCGCGAUGACCUUCAACGCCAACAUCUUCGAGUUUUUGAUUCGCGAGAAGGGGGUCACGGCAACGACGAAUUGCAACGUAUACAAGCUGCCGCCCUUUCUCCCGCCGACGGGGCUGGCGAGGACGGACGGAGUUUUGAACAUCAUCGAUUUGUACUACUACCGGAAUCAGACCUUUGCCACCACUAUCAAAUGCAAAAGUGUCUGGGUCUGGAAGAUUUCUAGAUUUGUCAUGCAUAUUUUCGAUGACCCGUGAUGUCUGUGAUGCAUGCCGUAGCAUCACAGAUUUUUAGAGCGCUUUGUGAUACCUCUGCAGCGUGAGAAAUACCCUUUCCGCGUAGCACGAACUACCUAGAGUCCUCUUGCUCUUGCUGGUCAUGCAACACAAUUUUUUUCAGAAUCCAGAGACAGCAUCACAAGUUUAGAAUGUUCCAGACCCAGACGCUUUUGCAUUUGAUAACCACCACGCCGCCACCACUGCGCCUGCGCACCAGCUCCGCGCUGCGCAGCGGCGAGAGGGUCCUGCAGAACUCGGCCUUCCGGUUUCUACUUGUCAACUUUGUCUUCGUCACGCUGGGUAUCAACAGGAAAAGUGCUAAUAAAUGUUAAUGCCUUUCACAGAGACCGUGACAGAUCGCAGUAAUGCGUGACAGCUAAAUUUUUGCGAGCACGCAUGCUAUGCAACAUAAAUUGAAGGUUGGUUCUGCAUGUUAGUUUAUCAUGUUGAUGGGUAACUGCAUCGAAAAUUCCGUCAACGUUAGCGCUUUUUCCUGCGAUAUUGAGAACGGCCUCGAUGUCGGGGGCCUUUACGAUCGGAUGGGGAUAUCUGUAGGCAGGGACUGGCUCGGGGAGCAGUGCUGCUGCAAUAUAUCAGAAAUUCUUCUUUUCAGAAGCACAAGGCUGUGCCGUAGUUUGUCUCAGAGUUUCCCAGGUUCAGAUUGUAAGUACGCAGAUGUCACCGAAGCGAGCUCUUGUUUUAUCUUUUACGAUGUAUCAUUGUUCAUCUACUUUCUUUCUCUAUUGUGUUUGUUGUCUAUUUCCAUUUUCUACAUUUGUUUCACUGACUUGCCGUUGCCCAAAGAGGAAGUUCGUCUCGACGACUUGUUGCCUUUGUGGUCUACUAUGCAUUUACUAGCUGCUUCCAUCCUUCAAAAAUGUAUCUACGAUUGAGUCAGAGGUACGUCUGCAAUAACGGACCUCACGUUCUUUAUCCUCUAAACCUUGCAUAGCAUAAAAGCAUAAAGCAUUUGCGUUUUACCAUUUUCAUUUUGCGAUGAUAAGUUCAUCUUCAACAUUCAUUUUCAUGCAUUGUCAUCUCCUUGGGAGGGGCCGAGCUCGGACUGUCUGUAUACCAAGUUCAACACAUGGACUACAUUUUAUUUGUACCUCACAUCUUGACACACACCGGAUCGCAUUCUUGCACAAAUAAGUUGGAUCGAAAACUACUACACAAAAGACCUAAAGGU
This is a messenger RNA of Amoebophrya sp. A120, 5927 nucleotides long. NCBI's taxonomy places the organism in Eukaryota, Dinophyceae, Syndiniales, Amoebophryaceae. The record is from the annotation of a GenBank genome assembly.